CAGGCGGCCAUCGACGGCACCCAGUUCCCGCAGCUGCCCGCAGCCACCAAGCUGGGCUUCCUCGAGAGCCCCAGCCAGGCGCUGCGGCGCAGCCCCUGGGAAAGUGCUGCUGCCGGCGGACUCAGGUCACGCCGGCUCGCCCGUCAGCGAAGCGUCGCGGGCCCCCUCCUCUUAUGCUGCUGUUGCUUUGGCCAGGCUGGCGGCGUCUGCGCUCCUAGGCGAGACGGAAGUCUGCAUCUCCCGCCGCCGAUGCUGGUCCCGCUGCCUUUCCCGUCGCAGCUGAGCUGCUCAGGAAGCCGCCGCCGCCGCCGCCGCCGGAGCGCGUGGAGAGAUCGCCCACCUGGGUGUGCUCGGAUCCCUCCUCAAAACCGACAAUUUCCAUAGCCUUUGGCUUUGAGCCCAUUGCCCUCAUCCACAGCUGAAAUGAACCAUGAAAAGGAUAUCCAGCCUUGCAAAAAAGAGGAACUUCAAUGCUUGUUGAACUGCCUUCGUUGCCACUUCAAGAAGGACUGUGGCAAAGACCAUGUGUCCAUCAAGAUAACCUGCUCAACAAUUCAUCUGAACCAGACCAUCCCCAUCACUGAGUUUACCCACUUCACAGAAGCCAAGGCCGACACUAGCAUGUCAGAUUCUUCUGUGCUGGUGGCUGGUGUAGUGAUUGGAGUGGUGCUCUUCCUCUCCUGCAUGGCCAUCAUCAUUGGCAGCCUGCGAAAGAAUGGAUGUUUUCCACAUCUGCAACUGAGGAGGGAUGUCAGUUACACUCCAGAAUGCCUCUAUGGCGGCUCAGUUGGAGAACUAAGAUCCAGCUGCAUUGAGGAGUUCCCCCCAGCCUUCUACUUCAGCUCUUACUUGGAGACACAGGUCAACAUCACCCAUCCUGACUCACCUCCUGAGUAUGAUGAGUGUGUGGGGCCGGGAGCCAUCCAAAUCUGCGUUCCCACAGAUGACCCUCCGCCUUACUCUUUGAUAGAUCCUUGUCGAUGGAAUGACUCAGCUAUAAACAUUCCCUGGGAAGAAGAGCUGUCUCCUGGGACUACAACAGAAAGGGAUGCUGGGUAUUUGGUUGGACUGCAAGGCCAGCCCAUCCCUUCCAUUUCCUUGUCAUCGUCAUUCCCAAUGGAGGCCGCCCCUCCAUACGAAACUGUUGUGUGUGAACAGAACCUCCCCAUUCCACUAGUCCCUCUGGAUGUACUGAAAAACUCUACAGAUUGCUAUCAGACUUUUUUCGACAGAAUAAUGUAAAGUGAAACAAUUCCUGACCUAUGCUUCUGAAGGAAACCUUCACGACGAAGAAAGGGCAGUAAAGUGGAAUGAUCAUCACAGUGGAGGCUGGUGGCUCCAUGUCACUGGGGUAGUGGAAU
This is a messenger RNA of Rhineura floridana, 1361 nucleotides long. It is a transcript of the gene BEAN1, whose product is annotated as brain expressed associated with NEDD4 1. Lineage: Eukaryota; Metazoa; Chordata; Lepidosauria; Squamata; Rhineuridae. The record is from RefSeq and is a predicted model, not a curated record. The coding region runs from base 424 to 1242 and encodes 272 amino acids. The transcript has 6 exons.